Messenger RNA from Eriocheir sinensis (Chinese mitten crab), 12090 nucleotides. It is a transcript of the gene PIP4K, whose product is annotated as phosphatidylinositol 5-phosphate 4-kinase type-2 alpha-like. The transcript is spliced from 10 exons. Bases 169 to 1437 code for a protein of 422 amino acids. Gene Ontology annotation, molecular function: phosphatidylinositol kinase activity. The record is from RefSeq and is a predicted model, not a curated record. NCBI's taxonomy places the organism in Eukaryota, Metazoa, Arthropoda, Malacostraca, Decapoda, Varunidae. Gene Ontology annotation, biological process: phosphatidylinositol metabolic process.
CUCGCCGCCCCGCCCCGCUGCUCGCCGCGCCGCCCCCCGCCCCGGCCCGCCACCCCGUGCGUCUAUGCGUCAAUAAUAGCGGCGGGGAGGCAGAAGAGGAGGCCACGGUGACAGGCGGAGGAUGGGCGGCGUGUAGCGGGCGUCUGCGGCUCACCGACACUCGAGACCAUGGCGGCGGCAGCGACGGGAAGCUCCUUAUCCUCCAAGCUGAAGAAGAAGGCGAUGAGGGUGAAGCACCAGAAGGUCAAGGUGUUCAGGGCCAACGAGCCCUUCCUCUCGGUCUUCAUGUGGGGAGUCAACCACACGAGUAGUGAACUGAGCCACAUAAAUGUGCCGGUAAUGUUAAUGCCCGAUGACUUCAGAGCCCACUCCAAAGUUCGAGUUGACAACCACCUCUUCAACAAGGAAAAUCUGCCUUCGCAUUUUAAAGUUAAAGAGUACUGCCCGAUAGUAUUCAGAAAUCUACGCGAAAGGUUUGGCAUUGAUGAUGCUGAUUUUCGAGAAUCUUUAACAAGGUCGAGACUAAUUGAAGUCCAGCGUUAUGGGGUCUUUAAUAAUGGCAGGUCUCAACCGGUGGCCAUAGACUCUCCGGGCAGAAGUGGUGCCCGGUUCUACAGCUCCUGUGACAAGAUGUACAUAGUAAAGACCCUACUUAGUGAUGAAGUUGAACAAAUGCAUGCAUUGCUCAAAGAAUACCACCCAUAUGUUGUAAAUCGCCACGGCAAGACAUUGUUACCACAGUACCUGGCCAUGUACCGCCUCACAGUCGACAGCAUAGAGACAUACUGUGUUGUUAUGAGAAAUGUCUUCUCUACUUUCCUCAAAAUCCACAAGAAAUAUGAUCUUAAAGGCUCAACAGUUGAUCGUGAAGCAUCUGUAAAAGAGCUAGAAAAAGAUUUGCCUACUUUAAAAGAUAAUGACUUUAUGAAGGAAGGGACUAAGAUACACAUUGGUGAAGAAGCCAAGCAGCAACUCAUGGAAACACUCACAGCUGAUGUUGAGUUCCUGAUGAGACUUCACUUGAUGGAUUACUCUCUCCUGUUGGGUAUCCAUGAUAUAGCAAAGGCAGAAAUGGAUGGGGUCCUGCAGAAUGAGUCUGAGGAUGAUGCUGUUGAGGAGGAGGAGGAAGAUGAGUGUUCUGGUGUGCCUACUCCCCCUGACUCCCCUAACACCGCUGCGAGAGAACGAGCAACCAGCAAUGGGGCCAUUGACCCAGAUGUUGAAAUAUACGCCAUUGAGAGUAAUGAAAAUGCGCCUCAGCGAGAAAUAUAUUUCAUGGCCCUCAUUGAUGUGCUCACUCAUUAUGGUGUUAAGAAACAGGCAGCAAAAGCUGCAAAGACUGUAAAAUAUGGAUCAAAUGCUGAUGGCAUUUCCACAGUUGAACCAGAACAGUAUGGACGCCGAUUUCUGGACUUCAUGAACCAAGCUAUUGUUUAAGUGUUACAAGAGAAAGAUACUGACAAGCAUCAGUAGGGGGAUAAAGGACUUUUUCCCUUAAUCCUUUCCAUCCGUGACGCAGACGUUGGCGUCACAGUAUGGAAAGGGUCAAGAGGAAAUGGAAGAGGAUUCAUCCUCUUUUAAACCUCUCAAUUCUCCUUUAAAUUCCUCUUAAUCCUCUUCCAUUUCCUCUUAAGAGGUUUAGAAGAGGAUUAAGAGGAAAUGGAAGAGGAUUAAGAGGUUUAGAAGAGGACUAACCCUUUCCACACGGUGACGCCGUCAGACGCCUGUCGGACGCCAAUGUCGGCGUUGCCGGAGUGAAGGGGUUAAUAUAUUUUCAUUUAUUUAAGUACUCCUGUAUUUUUUCAAUUGCUGCCUGUCGCUCGGUUUUUGAAUUUGUAACUUACCUGAUUGCUGAGGGUGGUAUAUGUUUUCAGUAAUACUGAAUGGCCUGUCUGCCACCGUGUUUGUCUCGCGUUUUGUUGUCUGGAAACAGACAUAUCGCCAAGAUCUCAGAUACAAUGGACACUACUUAAUGAAAAAAACAACCAAAUGAAUACAAAUUACCUACUUCAAAGUAUCCUAAUUUUUCUAAACAAUACAUUCCCUUGUAUUUGAUUUUUAAGAUACAUGAAAGUGAUGAAUUAGAGUUCAUAAUGAUGAAAAUAGUAUUUGCUAUUGAUUUUUUCCUAACAUUUCUCAUCCUGAAAAAAACAAGUUUAGACAGUUUUGAUAUUAUGUGUGGAUAAUAUUAAAAAAUAUACAUUGUACUGUUUAUUUCAGCUAUUGUUUUCUCAAUUAGGAACUCAUUAUCGUUUUUACAGUCCUGUAAUUAUCUAAGUAGCAUCAUCAUGUCCAGGAGUAGUGAUUUAUGUUGAAGAAUACUCAAAUUUAGAUUUUCAUUUGUUUAGCAAUAAGGGAAUGAUUACAGCUUUGAAUCUAUGUCAAACUGUAGUCCUUAUGUUUGCCAUUACUCAUGUAAAAUAGUCUGUGUCUGUGAUUAAGGGUUGACCUUUCUUUGCUUUUUUAUGGCCUUAUUUCUUACGCUAGGGCUAUGAAAUAUUAUCUCAAAGCUCAAAGUAUAUGAACAGAAACCAGAACAUAUUGUCACUCUUAAUUUCAAGCAGUAUGUAAGGGAGGUCACUCUUUAAAGGAAAAGGACUUGCCAAUAUAAUUAAUGAAAAGCUACACUAGUCUAUACAAUUACUGUAGUAGGUAUUUGCAUUGCCUUUGAAAGCUUUAAGGAACUAGGAGUGCAUUUUGUGUGACUUUCCUACUUAACAUUUCAGCAGUCGAUCCAGUAAUAAACUCCCCAAGUUACAGUAAUGGAUUGAAAUAUUAGCUUGUCAUUAUAGUAUUUCCAUUUGAAACUGGUGGGUGGGGUAGUGGCGGUGUGGGGUCAGCCCCGCCCCGCACCUUGCCACACACCCUCCUUUCAUAUGUCAGCUUUAUACUACCUUUAAAUGAAUAUAAUUAAAUAAUUGGAUAAUCCAGUAAGGUCAUAUAGUGUUAAGAUUGUUUCGUUUUUAGGAUAAUAACAGAUUUUGUAUAAAUACGACAACACUUGACAACGUUGGAAUGCAAUGCUGUAAAGUGUCGUGGUAGUUAUACAAAAUCUUUGUUAUUAUCCUUAAAAACGAAACAAUCUAAUUAUUUAAUUAAAUUCAUUUAAUGGUAGUAAAUAGCUGACAUAUGUGAGGAAGCGAGAGGUGCUGAGGGUGUGUGGCAAGGUGCGGGGCGGGGCUGAUCCUGCAGUGGCCAGCACCCCGCCGGCCAGUUUCAAAUGGAAGUACUAUAAUAUCUUUUGCUUAGGGAAUUUUCAUCUGUUUAGUUAAUACAUUUGUUUUCAAUAAGCACUCAAAUGAACACUGAGAUUUUUAAAUAUGUGUAAUCCCCCAGUGCAAAUUAAAUUAUUUGACUGAACAUUAUAAUGGUAUAUAAUCCAUAAACAUUUUAGGAAUAGAUGCAUACUGAAUGCUGUUGUACUGAUACAGAAAGGGAUUAGCCUUUGUGUGUUUAAUGAGAAAAAGUUGUCCUGUAGAGGAGAGAUGUCAUCAGUGCACACUUGAAAAAAAGUAUCGUUUGAAAACUUUCAUCAGAUCAGAUAUUUUAACCAGACUAAUCAAAGGCAAGUAACUCUGUAUAAAUGGCAUUUACUGUAAAUGAGAAAAUGUUGUAUUUAUUGUGUUGGAAACAAAAUAUUCUUACUCAUAGGCAAAAUCUACAUAAUGAAGAAUAACAACUGCAGGUGAUAUGUAUGCAGAUUUGGGCCUGUGCUCUCACUAGGUGACCCUUAUUAUAACAUUUUGUGAUAAGAAAUAUUGAAAACCUUUGUUAAAAUAUUUUGUUUUAUUGUCUUAAUAUAAUUGUUAUCAAUCCCAUUUCCUGUAGACAGUGAAAAUCCAAAAUGACCCUUUAAAAAAAGUUGUCUAAAGGAGGAAACUUAUAAGUCAAACUAUACAUCGCUCGUUGAAAUGGACCCCACUCUUGUCCAGACCCCUACCAAUGACAUUUAAUAUAUUUAUAGAACACACACACACAACACACACACACACACACACACACACACACACAGAUCAAUAGCAACAGCUGUAAAAGGUUGUCAAUAUUGCUGAGUAAUUAUAUUGUUUUGCCAAUGAUGAAACUAAAGUAUGCUCAUCAAACAUUACUUACCACAUAUCCUGAAACUUAGAUUUUAUGUCUAUUGUCACAAGAUAAGCUUCAAAUCUUUGUUGUAAGAAAUUCUAAACCAUGCUGAAGUGCUCUUGCAUCAUCAAGUUGACAAUUUAUUAGUGUUUGAUUAUAAACAACCAUAUACUGGCAGAAUAAAAAUAUUUAGGGUAUAUCCCACGUCAUGCCACACAGACAUGGUGACAACCGUGAUACAAAGUUCAAGCUUUUUGCUUGUGCAUUGAAUUUUUAUUUAGCUAUCAAGAGUGAACAGUGAACAGUGGUGUAGAGUUGCAUAAGUGAAAUGUUCAUCUUAAGUUUUUUAAAUCAUGGUAUAUGCCUGGUGAUUAUUGAUAUAUUGAAAUUUGAAUGAGGACAUGAGGAUAUUGAAGAACACUUUGGUUGCAGUGCAUUGCACGUAUAAAGAUUGAACAUUACAAUGAGCUUCAGUGCGCGAAUAAUAAUAUUACAAGAAUUCAUUUGCAAGAGAAAUGGUGUAAUUCAGAAUAUUUUCUUUGGAAAUUGCUGCAAUGUAAGAUUGUUUGAAUUUUUUUCCUAAGAUUGCUCAAAUUUGGUGUUUGAAACAAAGGCUCAUGAAUAAUUGAACUCAUCGUACUUGAUGCAUGUGAUGCAAGAAUGCUAUUGAGGGUAGUAUGAAGAAUCAGAAUUCUGUUAUUUCUUUUCAUUUUUUUUUCCCUUCAAGAGUAUGCAAAGAUUAUACUGAAACAAAAGAAAGGGUACAUUAACAUUGCAGAGUAAAAAAUAUUUUCCCCAUUUUUCCCUUGCCCUUCUUAUUUCUGGAUUUGCAGGUGUUGGGUGCUUGGGAGGUUUUCCCUCCAGUAUACAUUUAAAUAAACUGACAAACAUUGUAAAACAUUCAAACUGAUGUUGAAAUGUGGUGUAAAGGAAAGUGAAGAAGCCAAUAUGAUUAUUGAAACACAUGAUUAUAUGAAAAUACUGUAGUGCAGUGGAGUGGCUUUCCUUUGGUUACUGUAAUGACCCUUUAAACAACUGCAAGUAGUACAGCCCAACAAACUGCAUAUGUGUGCAUUCAUCUAAUUCAUUGGCUUGCAUAAAGGGAAUAGUUUGUCUUCUGCAUAUGGUUUAUCUUUUGCAUAUAUUGUUGGUUUGGAACUUAACACGGUCUGUAUAAAAACUAUACCAGUCAACUUUAAUAUCAUAAUGGUCAUAAGGAAGAUUUUUAUAAUUUCAUGUAACAAUGAAGUAAUGUGGAAAAACAAGUCAUCUUUAAGUUCAAGUAACUCCUUUUAUCAAGGUCAUGUGAAAAGGAGCACAGUGUAACAAACCUUGUCUUCAUUAAAGGCUUUUCCCACAGUGGAGAGCCCUGCCCAUAGUAUGCAUGCAGGCCAAGAAGUUGAAGUAUAACAUCUACAACAUAGUGACUCCAUUGUCUCAUGCAGCAUCCAUGUGCCAUGCAGUACUAGAUUCAGUGUGGUGUACUUUUCUCAUCAGGUAAAGAGCACUUCAUGUCUCAAAUGGUUGGAUCUGAAAUUUGUUAUAAUUGUAUGCUUAUUCGUAUUGUUUUACAGAUUUACUUAUAGUGAAGCAAUUUUCCAAUGUAAUAAAACACAUUUGAAGGUGACAUAAUUGCAAUAUGAAACCAAUAAGUAAUGUGUUUAUGAAAAUGUUGGAAAAGUUAAUGAGAUAUAAUUUUCCUUUAAGUUUGAUUGAAAGCUCAGUAUUUGCAUUGGAGUUUUGCCUAACUUUACUUUAUUAUGCACUGACUUCUUCUUAUUCUGUUUUAUUCUUCAAACCUUCCAGCUUGCAGUUAAAAGUAUAUAUUACACACACACACACACACACACACACACACACACACACACACACGUACACACGUUAUGGAGACAGGACAGCACGAGCCUAGUACGGCUCUUUUCCUGUAUUUCACAACUAGGUCAAUACAACUAGGUAAAUACACCAUCUUUUUUUCACAUUUCAUCUAUGGUCACAUGAUGUUUGGGAGGUCAGAGUAGUACUGUGCAGUUAAUCAAUCAUCCACAUCACUGCAGUAUUUUCAGCAUUUUCCACACAUGUGUCUGUGUAUGCUUAGAUGCUUUUGGUUUGAGUAUAUUUAUUGAAAGAAAAUCAUUACUGAAUAUCAUGCACAACAGAGUUUAAUUCAGAGUAAGCCUAUAGCUAUAUAAUAUUGAGACCAACUUUAUCAACAUUGUCACAUCAAGAAAAUAAUAAACAAAAAAUAUUCAGUAUUGUGCAAGAUAUGCAAAGCAUCACAAUUCAUCAUGCAGAUAUGACAAUAGGUGGAAAAAAAACAUGUGCAGACACUUCUCACUUUACUUGAGUUUGAAUCAAACAUUUUGGGAAUAAUGUGGCGUAAAAAGUCUAAUUUACUUAUUACUCAUUGUUUUCUUUCAUUAUCACAAACAAACAUGUUUUCUUUCAUUAUCACAUUCAGACUUAGAAAUAAAACUCACGUGGAAGGGCUUUUAAAUAAAAUUGCUUGAACAGAGCAUUACACAGGAUAAUAAAACUUGCUAUUCAGUUGUAAACAAAAUUUUCAAAGUCCUGGAACCAAAGAUCAUGAUGUUUAAGGUAUGUGAAAUUUACUUUACACCAAGAAUGCAGCUUGUGUGAAAUGAGAGGCAUACCAUGUAAUACAUUAUUAACGGGACACUGCAGGCAUCUCUUCAUGGCAACCUGACCAUUAUUAUUAUUUAUUUGAAAAGCAUUUGAUGGUAGGACAUGAUCAGAAAUUUAAUUAGAUUCAUUUUUAUUUAUUUAUUUUUUUUUUUUUUUACAACAAAAGAAACGGCUCAAGGGCAACAAAAAGAGUGUAGAAAAAAAGCCCGCUACUCACCGCUCCCACAACAGACAAAAGUAAAGAGUGGCCAAAAGAGAGGUCGAUUUCAGGUGGAGAGGUGUCUUGAUACACUCUUCUUUGCAGUGCAAAACUAUAUAAAUUGGCAUAAACACACUUCAAAGCAUUCUGAACACCUUACUUUGAUAUGUUUUUGUGAACAUUUAAUCAUACAAAAAGAAUCUUACAUCUGUGAAAUAAAUCCAAAGCAGCAAGAGAGGUAGGUAACCACUUGGAUUGCGUGGCAGCUUUUUCAUUUUGGUUUAGGCAUUUCAUAAUUUUGGUUUGCUAUUACAUUAUAGGUUUGUACUUCUAUUUUUGCCUCAGCACACAAGACAUAUAGAAAAUUAUUUGUAUAUCACUUACCCAGAUACAUUUCUAUCAACAAUUCUUUACACACAGUCAACUCCCAUGUUACUUCCAUCAUCACCUCCUUCCUUCUGUUGCUACAGUUUGACAUCAAGGAAAGGGUGGGCUCUCAGCAUAGCUCUAUUGCAGAGAACGUUUUGCUCUGCUUUAUUGAGCAUGAGAUUUGAACCAGGACAUGUAAACCAGACUACAUGCCUUUAUCAUGUUUGUAAGAUAUAGUUAUACUAUUAUGAAAAACAACAACUUUGCUUCUUAUUUUCUGACCAGUGUGUGAAGGGAAACAUCCCAAAUGCUGCUGUGUUAGGGCUUCCAAUUUGAAAACAAAAAUACUAGAUCUGGUGUUUAUCUUACCAUGUACCUCCCCUUGAUAACUUACCAUCUAUUUCCUUUUAAUUUGCGUUGUGUGGUGCUUUUUAGAGUUUUGAAAAUAUAUUUCAUUAUCGAUAUAUUAAUUGCAAGUUAGGUGUCCUCAAAUGAGCAAAAGUUUGUUGUCAUUGUUGUCGUAGCUAACUGGCAUAUUUUGUUGUAGGAUGCUGCCACAAUGGUCUUAGUGUAAGCUGUGGUGAGCAAAUAAUGUUGAUAAGCUCAUUUACUAUCCAGUUAUUUAAAGCUUUAUUUUGUUUAAUUUCACUUAGUAAAAGAAUCUAGGACAAAGCUCCAUCCACUUUAUACAAUGGAAAGUAAAAUAUUUGAAAUUUAAGUAAGUUAUAUAAAUAAAUGAGUUUAUGCACUUUUUAUCUCUGCAUGUUGACUGUUUCACAUUAAUUAAUCUUAUUUUUCUUGAAAUGAAGACUUCUUAAUUUAGGAUUCACAAGCUGUUCACAUCCGUAUACCGCCUAAGCAUCAAGGGACUGUGUCUUGGCUUGAGGAGCACAUGCAUCGUGGAGAGUUUGAAAAGAUGCUCAUUUUACAAAUAUAGAUUAUCAUUAUUAUUAUUAUUAUUAUUAUUAUUAUUAUUAUUAUUAUUAUUAUUAUUGUUAUUAUUAUUAUUGUUAUUAUCAUUAUUAUUAAUGAUUUAUUGAUUGAAUUAUAUUUUUAUUUUUUCUACAAGUAUGAUAAUUAAUGAUAUUCAUUCACAAGGGCCUCCCAGUACAUAUUAUAAUUUGUAAUAUAUAUUCUGGUGUUUUCACUAACAAGUAUGAGUAAGUAUUGUGUAGUGUUGUUCAGAAUGAAGUCAACUAAUGAACAUAUUUGUUAGGAUGGAAUAUGAAUUAACUAAUGUGGCAUACCAUCAGCUUUAGUCAGUGUCUGGGGAGUAUACUACAGAGGGUCCAUACUCUUGAAUGGAAAACAAUGUAAUAAGGUUUUUAUGUGAUACCAUGUUCUGAUUUGAUUGAUGAAAUUUGAAUGUAAUAACUAGUAUGAGAAAACAGGUCCAUUUCUUUAUAAAUUAUGCUCUGAAGGGGCUAUUUUAGGCUACUGAUACUGCUGUCAUAUAACAAAUAGAGUUAAUAACCAAUAUGUACAGUUUGACAUUGCUUGUGGGGUUGAAACAAUAUAUGACAAAGAUACUGCGCAGAAAAUAUAAUGAAAUCACAUUAUCAAUAUUCAUGCAGCAAAGUGAAGUGAAUCAUACUCAACAUUUUUUUAGAGUGGAACUUAAAUAUCUACUAAGCUCCCUUCCAAAGCUUACUGAUGUCCUACCAUGUACUGUUGCAGGAGAGAGGCCUUAGUGUACAGAUUGUGGCUCAUGCUCAUCCAGGUGAUCAUUGCAAUUUGUUUCAUUACUAAAAGUUUCUUCAUGAUAAAAGAAACUAUGUGCUGUAGGUUAGGUGUCCAUUAUGAUGUGUGUAUAAUACAUUACCUACCCAUGAAGAGAGAUCCAGUAAAAGCACAACUUUGUGUUUAUAUUUACAACACUUGCAAUAAUGGUAAUAAAUAGAAGUCUGCAGUUGUGUGUCAUUCAAAAUACUAAGUAACCACUGAUGAUGAGGAUAUAUUUGAUUUAAUUUAGUUUAUUGACCUGGCUUAAGAUUGUUUUUACCCCAAUACUGCAGUAUGAUAUUACUCAACAGGUGUCUUAGAUGGUAGAGAUGCCCUAGACUUGCUGAACUUCAUUGGUGUGCCUGUACAAACAUAGGAUGUAGACUAGACGUGUUGCAGUUUGCCUGUCAGUAGGUAUUAGCUUACCUGUGUGUAAUUCAUUAUGAUGUACCAUUUAUGCACCAAUUUUGUAAUUCAUCUCAUAUACCAUCAACAUUUUGUAGUCAUUUUCAUAGUGUUGUACCACAUAUUAUUUGGAGUGUUCAGAAUGCCCUGAAAAUGGAAUUCUAGGGGGGAACAUAUGCUUUUGUUGCACAUCAAAAGUCUGAGAUGAGAAUUCAGUUUGAUUCCUCAGUAUCUUCAGCAGGAGAAUGCAGUUCUCAAUGUUUGUUUUCUCAUUUGCUCAACCAUGGGAUAAAGUUUUAUGUAUCACAUUGAUCUUUCAUGCUAAUGGAUUCUACUAUUUAUUGUUUACUAUUUUAUUGUGUAGCUGUUGUUACUUUUGUUAUUAUUGUUAUGAUCUUCAUUCUCUGUAUUCUUAUUCUCUCUAUAGCUAUCAUGCAAUAUUUCAAAUCUGUGGUCAUGACACAAUGGGACUUACUUAAUUCAGAAUAUUUAUAGCUUUAUUUUUGCCAACAAAUUUGCUGCAUCAAUAAAACUUUGGAAUAAUUAUAUAUUUAUCAUUGCCUAAUGUAAGGGUUACUAUAGUGUUUUUUACUUAAGUGUUACAGCACAAUAACCCUCUCAUGUUCCGGGUGUUUCUCUUCUUGGUGCCUGCGCCAUGCUGGGAGGAUGGUGCAUCAGGGGCUCUCAGUGCCCUGUGUGGCCUAACUCACCAUUUUGCCAAUGGCUGGGUGAUGAGGAAAAUUUCAUGCUAACCAUCAUGAUAUUUCAAAUGCUAUACAUUGGAUUAAUGAGGUCCCACUGUUUACAGAUGUAUAUACUUAGUGCACAAGAUUCAUAUUAUUACAUCAUUAUUUCUAUCAUCCAUUUCAUUAAGUUACUUUCUUAAAGUAAGAUAUUUACUUUCAUCCCUAUUUACAACAUUACAUGUAUCUUUAACCUGCCCCCAAGACAUGCACAGAAGAAUUAGUAAAUUUACUGCUUAUUCUAAGAAAAUCUCCUAAGACCUUACUUGUAUGUUGAUUAUUGGAUUAGACGAUGGGUCUAAAACUCUAUAAUGUCUGUGAUAUCAGCAUUCACUUGAAACUUUCAUGAAAAUCAGGUCAGACUUGUCCUUAUUCCUGACUCACUCCUCGUGUUGGUGAGUGAGCUGGUGGCUUUAAUGCAUGUAUACAUUUGUAUUGAGAACAUGAAGAAUUAUUGCUGAAUUUAGUGUUCAAAAUCUGUGUAGAUAUGUAUGUUUGUGUCUACUAAAAUACAAAUGUUCAUUAAGAAUAUAAAAAAUAAAAUGAUUCUGACAUAUGCAUACAAAGACAGUUACUAAAUGACUGCAUUUUGUUUUUCAUUAGUAUUACAGAGGGAAGUCUUUUGAAUUUGUAUUGUUUUUUUUUUACAGAACACAAAAGGAGUAUCCAUAUAGAAAAGAUAACAAGAAAUAUUUUCCUGCAUAAUAAUGUUUGUCAGUUGUUUCUUAUAAUAGGAAACUUACAGUACUCUUUGGUCAUAAGUGAAUUGAACUGUUAGAGAUUUUCUAGCACCUGGCAUCUUAAGACCAUAUGGUGCUGAUUUUGGUCAUAGCUAAGGUUCAUAUUAAUGGGACACAACUGAUUUUGCAGUGUUGAGUAAAUCCAAAAUGCAGCAUGGGCUUACAUACAUACCUGUCUUUACUAGUAUGCUGGAAAAUAAACUUUGUAGUAAAUGAAUGAUGGCAGAUAAAAACUGAAGAUAUUCAAAUUAAGAACUCAUGACAUCACUCCUAAUGGAUAGCUCUCUGUAAAACUUCUUGACGCUAGAAAAUAAAUUAUAGACAUGAAAUACUCAAAUGUGUGAUUGAAGCUGUUGCGUUAUCCAAGAAUUAAAAAGUUGCCGUAAAGGUUCUUAUUUGUUUAUAAUCAUAUGCCAGAUGAGAUAACGAUGUUAGUGUUGAUUAUUUGAAACAGCAAAAUUAUAUGAAGAGAAUGUAUAUGUAGAAAUGUCACAGCAGUAUAUUAAUGUAGGUGACCAUUUGCAGAAAUACCAGUCUGUAAUUGAUGAGUUAGAGCAUGAAGUAGGCAAAGCAUUACACUGUAGACUCAAUGAGUGCUUUGAUCUGUUGUUUCUUUGUAUGGAUAUUGGGUCAAAGGGUGUAAACUUUUGUAUGGCAGGUGCCUCAACAUCCUCUGGUGGGAAGACUGGAGUUUUAAGCUAUGCAGGUGAUUUUUCUGUGAAGUGCUGUCACAUAAGACGAUAUUGUCAAGUGAAUUAAUGGUACUUCCAAUUUAUUUGAUGGUUAAGCAUGUUUUGAUAACCUUUAUGGAAGUGCAGUUAAAUUAGCUGUAAUAUGUUUGGUGAUGACUAUUUUCCAUAGUGUAAGAAAAGUUUUGUUCCCACCAUUAAGGAGUUGAUACUUAGGCUAUCUUCCCUCCCGUCCAAAGUUUAACCGUUUUUACCCUACUCGCAAGUUGCCUUAGGAGACUUGUUGUCUAGCGUCUGGUUGCUGUACAUGCAUCAGGUUUGCCUGUGAAAUAUCUGACUCAGUGUUGUCAAUAUGUUUGGACUGAUCUUUUGUGCAUUUCUCUUAAGGCUAACACCUUGAUUAUAAGGUCAUUAUGAGUAAUUACUUCAUUAUUUAUCACAGGAAUACUAAUCUCAUUUUCUACCAGAUAUGUAAAAAUAAUACAUUCAAGGCUUAA